AGCAAAAGUUUAUAAAUUAAAUCUAUAAUAAUUUGCUACGCUACACUACGCGUAAGAAAUAAAGUAAUUCAAUAUGGGUGAGUUUAUCGCGGAAAUGCAGGAGCGCCUGCUGCCGGAGUACGAGCAAAUGAAGCUCUACCAAAUAUUUCGACCAGAGCAAAUCAGGGAAUGUAUACGCAAACGAGAACGCCUAUUGCUAAAUAUAGCCAAAAGCAAGAAAAGUAUGUCUGAUUAUUUGGAGUUUAUAGUCUACGAGAAGACAAUGUAUAAAACAAUUACCGAAAAGGAAAAAAUUGCCGGCAUUAAGCUAACGGGCCUUAAAGCCUCCACUUGCACGCGUAUUAUGCGAAUGUACAGGGAAAUGUUGACUAAGUUUCCACACGAGCAGCGUCUUUGGGAGAAUUGCAUUAAGUUCAGCAAGAAGUCAGCGCCACAGGAGGUGGCUGGCAUAUAUGAGAAGAUGCUUUCGUAUCAUGGUGGUGAUCCACAAGUUUGGAUCAAUGCCGCAGUGUGGCUUUAUGAAUAUAAUCGUGCCAAUAUGCCGCGCGUCCAGGAUAUACUGUUGCGUGGACUUCAACGUCAUCCCGCCUCCGAGUCGCUGAACAAUUGCUUCUUUAAUAUACAGUUAAAGGAGGCCGCGCUGGCGGACAGCAAACGUAGCUUGGGCGACAACACAAUCUCAGAGCAAGACAUACAAAUGGAGCGGGUCGUGGCCAUCUAUCGCAACAGCCUGGCCAAUAUUACAAACCUGGAUUACUUCCUGAAACUGCUCGAGAGCUGUGAGGAUCAUGCAGAGCUUACUGCAAAGCUGCAGUUCGACAUCAUUGAGGAUAUACAGACAAAGUUUUCACGUGAGCCAGCGCUAUGGGAUGCACUGGCGAAGCGUGAGCUACGUGGCUACCAUCUCGGUGAUCUUAUGAAUAUGACCGAAAACGAGGAUGAUGGCGAGCCGAGUGAGAAGAAGUCGCGCACGGACACCCAAGUGAAAGUGUUUCAGACGCGCUCGAAGAAGCGUUGCAUCCAACUAUGCGCAGAGGUGUACAAGACGGCAGUGCAACAGCUACAGACACAAGAAAUGUGGAACUUAUAUCUGGACGCUAUGCUGGCGCUUAGCAAGAACCAUAAAACGGAGCGCGCCUACAUCCAGAAAUGCUUGGCGAGCGCUCUGCAAGAUGGUCAUCGCUCCAAGCUGAUGCAUUCGCGGCAUUACGCCACGCUCAGCAUGAUAUUGGGCAGCGAUGAGAACGGCGGAGAGAUCUGUGUGCGCAUCCUGACCGAGGCACUGCAGCACGACGACUCGCUGCGCAUGCACGAGCUGCUGCUAGCCGCCCACAUUCGCAACGACGAUGAGUCGAGCGUUCAUAAACUGUUCAGCCAAGUGCGCCGUACGAUGGGCGCCGCCGGACUGCCGCUCUGGCAGAUGGUGAUCGCCUAUUAUAGGGCGCGCAACGAUAGCCAGGCCAAGCGGCAGCUGAAUGACAUUUACACACAGGCCUGCAAGGAGGCCUGGCCGGAAUUUGCCGAUCUGCGUUGCAGCUACUUGCGCUACCUCUGGCACGAGCACUCGCCGGCCAAGGCCCGUGACGAAUAUGCCAAGUUGGCGCAGCAGCCGCCGAUGUCGCUGCAGCUGCAUCGCGAAAUGAUCAGCCUGAUAGAAAGCACCAAACUGAAAGAUCUAUCUACAAUUAAGGCGUGGCGCAUGUGCUACGAAUUCAUGGCCACCUACUUUGGCAAGAAAGAGCCAAGCGUUUGGCUCGAAUACAUUGCGUUCGAGCGGGAUCAUGGCGAGGCCAAGAGCAUUGCCCUGCUUAGCCGACGUGCGCUCUCCACACUGGAGCCACAGUUUGUGUCUGCCUUCGAGGCGGAACGUGCCAUGGCCCACGUUGGCAUGGCCAUAACCAGAUAGUUAAGCUAACUCUAAU
Messenger RNA from Drosophila arizonae, 1922 nucleotides. Its product is annotated as U3 small nucleolar RNA-associated protein 6 homolog. The record is from RefSeq and is a predicted model, not a curated record. Gene Ontology annotation, biological process: maturation of SSU-rRNA from tricistronic rRNA transcript (SSU-rRNA, 5.8S rRNA, LSU-rRNA). Lineage: Eukaryota; Metazoa; Arthropoda; Insecta; Diptera; Drosophilidae. Gene Ontology annotation, cellular component: Pwp2p-containing subcomplex of 90S preribosome; small-subunit processome. Gene Ontology annotation, molecular function: protein binding; snoRNA binding.